Aureobasidium subglaciale EXF-2481 is the source of this 1979-nucleotide messenger RNA. RefSeq lists its product as uncharacterized. Gene Ontology annotation, cellular component: nucleus. Bases 240 to 1832 code for a protein of 530 amino acids. The record is from RefSeq and is a predicted model, not a curated record. NCBI's taxonomy places the organism in Eukaryota, Fungi, Ascomycota, Dothideomycetes, Dothideales, Saccotheciaceae. The transcript has 8 exons. Gene Ontology annotation, biological process: positive regulation of transcription by RNA polymerase II. Gene Ontology annotation, molecular function: zinc ion binding; transcription cis-regulatory region binding; DNA-binding transcription factor activity, RNA polymerase II-specific.
CACAAAUACGCGUGAACACGCCUGUCCCACUGUAAAAAGUAUAGUGGGAUUAUAAUUACUCGACAAAUCGCUAAUUGAGGAGCUGUAAUGUGAUUUCAGAAGAAUGAAGAGUUCGAAAACCAGGCUGACAGGCUGACCCUGACCGACCCAACCCCAGCCCCAUCCCCACUUGCUCAACCGCCUCUACCUCUGGACGCGUAAAAACCUACAACAAUGGUCGUUGAACCCAGAAGCGCACGAUGCGAUCAAGAACUGGAUGUUUAACAUGUCGCAAUCGCAAGCUCAAGUGUGACGAGCAGAAACCCAUUUGUGGACAAUGUACGAAAGCCAGCCGUCAAUGUGUGCCCAGUCCAGGCGUUGUUUUUAGACAUCAGCAAAAUGCGUCAAUGAACGGAUCAGGCACGACUGGUGUCGAGGGUGGUCUGAAAAGCUUCUAUGGAUACAAGGAAACUUUUGGAAAAGACAGCAUUUGGGUGGAAGUUCCGCGCAAUCUCACAUUUGUGCAUACUACCAAUCCUUAUGACGAGCCGGACACAACACAUUUUCAUCCAAUACCACAGACCAGUGGUCCAGAAACACAGUUGGAGCAUACCUGGAAUAGCAGUGCUCAGUAUCCAUAUCCUUUUAUGCCGAGUUCAACGCAUGGUCUAGAAGCACUUUCUGCAGCAGCUUCGGCCGACCAUUAUUUCCACAACAAUGCUCGGCGCAUUGAUGUGCCAGGCUCUUUCUCGCCACCCAUAGAUCCGAGGCUUGAUACUGAGCUUUCAGAGACUUGUUUGAAUAUGUUCCAGCCUCAGCCGGAUACUGGAUCAAUCGACUUCGAUCCCAAACACGACGAAGAUGUGCCUUACCUGCUACGUUAUUUCUCUGAGGGACCAGGAGAAUGGAUGGACUUGUUUGAUUUAGGAUCAUUCUUUGCAGUAGAUGUACCCCUAAAAGCAGCGUCCAGUCCAUUGUUGUUAUACGCAUCAAUCGCGUUGUCAGCCAAGGCUCUAGGAAGAAUCAGGAUAUCAGCACAGCAGCCGAAGGGAUUCGGCUCCAAACGUACGCCAGCAGAGUGGUCACACAAGGCUCGCUACUAUUACGAUCAAGCAAUCACACUACUUCGGCAGGCUCUCGAGAAUGAGACUAGACAAGCAUCCGCUGGCCAGCAAUCACCGAGUACAGCGAUAGUAUCUUUAGAUGCUGUCGAAGAGUUUGGAGUAGAUCACCAUUCGGCAUCUCCGCCAGUGCUAUCUCGGACGGACUCUGAUGAGCUUAUUGCCACAACAGCCAUAUUGUGUGUAUUCGAGUUCCUCGAUGCCUCGGGCACAGAAUGGUCAAGACAUCUAGAUGGUGCGAAAAGUCUGUUCGACAUUGCCAAAGAUGGCGCGAUGCCUCUUUCCAAUACUUCCAGUCCCAUACUAUCACCCAGGCCGACUACGUCCACGAAGGGGCGCAGAGCUGUAUUCUGGAACAUUUGUCGUCAGGAGAUGUUGAAUGCCUUCAUUAAUAACACCAAUACGAGGUUGGACACAGAGGACUAUGAGAUGUGGCGAUCUGCUGGAUUGCACAUAUCUCAGGCGGGUCUUAUCUUACCAUCGAAUGAUCCGGCAGUACAAGAGCCAAUGGCUGACGACAUGAUAUCAAACGCUUUGAUCUGGCUCAUGAUGAAACUUGUCAACUUUAUCUCGGCUGGCGAUGAGUUUCCUCAUGAAAUGGACCUGGGUGUCCGCCAAAGAGCACUGUUGGAAUAUUGGGAGGGUCUAGAACGACAACUGGACAAAUGGGCCUGCCACAUAGCUUCAGACCAAGCGCUACAGAGUGGCCCGACAAGAGCAACAACAAUGUAAGAAGUGCGACCAAGAUCCCACUGAGAUGGUUCGCUCGACCGAUGUGUGCGUCGACAAUGCAAUCAUUUCACUUUGCAAAGAUUCAAUUGCUCCUCAACAAGCCGCAUGAAUCCACAGGCAUAAAGCACAUCAAACCAUCGGGUACCA